Molecule: messenger RNA, 1234 nt
Organism: Darwinula stevensoni
Lineage: Eukaryota; Metazoa; Arthropoda; Ostracoda; Podocopida; Darwinulidae
Source: the annotation of a GenBank genome assembly
AUGGCAAGCACGAGGAAAGGUUGUCUCUUGAAGGAAUUCAGGCCCGAGUACUUCAACUUAGAAAAGGACAUAGAGAUUAAAUUGACCAUUCACGCGCAGCCUUAUAAGCCAAAAGACAGAACCUACUCCAACAAGAAAUCAGAGGAGGAUUCGAAAUCCCAGGAGUCAGAGGAAGAGUCGGAAUCUCAGGAAUCCGACAAUGAAGAGGAUGCGUGCAAGGAACCAGCGCGAUGGGUGGAGGCAAGUGGAGGCGAGGUCCCUGGUGGAGCUGUUGUGGGCGGGGAGUAUGAUGGAGAAACUGUCUAUGUGGCGAGAGCAGAACAUGCAGGUGAUAUGCUACCUGGAAAGUUAGUACCUUCCCAUCGUGUUUGCUACGUUCCGUGGGGCUGUGAAGAACACUCCAAGAGCAAUUAUGAAGUUCUGGUGUCUGAUGAUCUGGAGAAGUUGGUCUGGCUUGAAGGAUCAGACGGUUCCAUCCCGUCUGGAGCCUUGCAGGGUGGAGAAACAGCCACGGAUGAACCGUUGUACAUCGGGAGAUGUAAGCAAGAAAACACCCUCACCUGUGGCAAGGCAUGUAUUCAUAGGUCCCUAAAAGGAUGCUUCAUCGGUUAUGGAGGUCGAGAGUACGGUUACGCGAGAUAUGAGGUCUUGGCAGUGAAACAAACAAAUGAGGAGCAGGCAGUGAAAACCAUACCCGAAACAAAGACCAAACCCAAGGAGCCCGAGAAGGAGGAUGACGGCCUGUCAGACUUCGAAAGGAGGGCAUUGCAAAGACACAAUUACUACAGGAAGAAGCACGGUGCGCCUGCCCUGACUAUGGACAGAGAGAUUUGCCAGUACAGUCAGGAUUGGGCUGAGCAGCUGGCACAUUGGAAUCGCUUGGAGCACCGAGGAAACGUGGGUCGAAAAGACGGAAAACAAUAUGGAGAAAAUUGUUACAUGUCCAUGGGGAAGGCCAACGUCAGCGCGGAAGAGGUCGUAGACGCUUGGUACGACGAAGUCUGUUAUCACAAUUACUCUUGGAAUAGCUUCGUGUACCAAACGGGACACUUCACGCAGGUGGUCUGGACAGAGACCAAGCGAGUGGGAAUCGGAAAAGCGCGAAAUGGUCCCAAUUGGUUCGUCGUCAGCAGCUACGAUCCGCCUGGAAAUUACCAGGGACGCUUCACAAGAUGCGUUCGCCCUCCUGUAGAUUAAAGAGGGGAAAUCGUCAGUAAUUCAGAAGAAUCCGUGA